Pogona vitticeps (central bearded dragon) is the source of this 829-nucleotide messenger RNA. Lineage: Eukaryota; Metazoa; Chordata; Lepidosauria; Squamata; Agamidae. The record is from RefSeq and is a predicted model, not a curated record.
GUCACAUCAGUGGCAUUUUUAAAAACAACCACCAGUGGCUUGGAGGAAAAAGUACACAAAUCCUAAAAUGACUCUUUUCCAUGUGCACUUAUAUUUAACUGGCUCAGUCUUCUGGAUCAUGCAAAAAUCCAGCUCCUUCAUGCUGCCCAAUAGUACUGAACUUCUUUACUCAUCCAGAAGCACAACGGCAGACCUCACAGUUAGCCUUGGAGUACCAAGAACCCGCAGGAAACGCUAUAUUUCGCCCAGGGAAAUGAGCGCACUUUUGGACUACCAUAAUCAAGUGCGGGCACAAGUGUCUCCACCUGCAGCCAACAUGGAGUACAUGGUAUGGGAUGAGAGGCUUGCCCGAUCUGCAGAAGCAUGGGCAGAACAGUGUCUAUGGGACCAUGGACCCUCACACUUGAUGAAAUUCAUUGGUCAGAACCUUGCCAUUCAUUCCGGCAGGUACCGUUCAGUGAUGGACCUUGUGAAAUCAUGGUAUUAUGAGAAGCAGCACUACUCGUUCCCUCACCCCUAUGAAUGCAGACCCAGUUGCCCUUUGAAAUGUAGUGGUUCUGUCUGCACCCAUUAUACUCAGAUGGUGUGGGCUUCUAGCAACAGAGUUGGCUGUGCCAUCCACACCUGUACCAACAUGAAUGUGUGGGGGAACACAUGGCGGCAAGCAGUCUACUUAGUGUGCAACUAUGCCAUCAAGGGAAACUGGAUAGGAGAAGCACCUUACAAAAUGGGAAGACCUUGUUCAGCCUGCCCACCUAGCUACGGAGGGACCUGCAACAACAACAUGUGUUACUCUGGACUAAGAUCCAACAAAGUGACCUGGUUCUGA